Molecule: messenger RNA, 4460 nt
Organism: Solea senegalensis (Senegalese sole)
Lineage: Eukaryota; Metazoa; Chordata; Actinopteri; Pleuronectiformes; Soleidae
Product: extracellular calcium-sensing receptor-like
Exons: 9
Coding region: 1009-3639 (876 amino acids)
Biological process (GO): G protein-coupled receptor signaling pathway
Cellular component (GO): membrane
Molecular function (GO): G protein-coupled receptor activity
Source: RefSeq, a predicted model, not a curated record
UGGAGGAUAAAGUGGUAAAAACUGGAUGGAUAUCUUUUGUUUUGUUCUCCAGUUGCCCAACAAGAAAACUCCCCCCUUCAGAGAGCCAGUCAAUUAGAUUUGAACUUCAUGUAAUAAAUUACAAUUUUCACUAUGGAUUAAAAAGUUGGAGGUAAGUUAAAAGCAAAAUCUGACUAAAAUUGGGGCAUACAUACGUUAAGCAGCACCGCAACUGCCUAAGUUGCUUUAAUUCAUACUUUGUAGGUGAAUUUCAGUUACAAAUCUCACUCUGAACAAGUUCAUUGCUCCUAGUAUUUCCUGUGAAUUUUUGCCAAGAAGAGGAGGCAGAGCCUCACAGUAAAAGCCCAAGUCAAUAAGACCCACCAUCUGCGAAUGACUGAUCUAAUGGAUAAAUGACGACACAGCCUUGGUUAUGGUCAUUUGUCUUGCAGAAAACUGUGAUGACUGGUAUAAGUUGCGGAACGUUUGCAGAGAAAUGGAAAAAAAAGGCUACAGCUGCAGUGAUUGGUAGAAUUUCUAUUAAAGCGAUAUAGUAGGAUUUCAACUGUCGCAUAAUGUCUGACACACCAGUCAAAGGCCUGCAUCACCUGAAUUGGCACAAUGGAACCUUCGGUUUUCGGGUCCAUGCCACAAAAAGAACUACAACAUUCUACUUCAUAAGUGUGUACAUUGGAAGUCCUGCUACAAAGUUCUCCAGGAUAGUUAACUUGUCAAUAAAGACACAUACUAUCGCACUAUAUGUUUUAUUACGUUUGUGACAAACAAUGCCAUUUACCAACUGUAGGGGGACCUGGAGAACAAAUCCUACUUUAUGUUACUUUAAUUGUUACGAUUGUAACAUUGUGAAUUUCUGCAGGGACUGUCAUGUGAGAUUUAUUUUGGGCCCUGUCCCUUGAGCUUCACUUCCUCUUAUGCAGUGAUGGGUGGUGUUAAAGGAUUAAACAACAUGCGGGCUACUACAUAUCAAGAAGAUCACUCUCAGAAAAGGGGAAGAACCACAGGAAAGUCAUGUGGACAUUUUUAGACACCUGCACCCUCUUCCUAAGGCUGUUCUCCUGCUUUUCCUCUGCUGUGUCCUCCUCUCUUUAUUCCUCCUCUUGUCACUUACAGGGACAGUUUAAUUUAAAUGGGAUGCACAAAACUGGAGAUGUGAUUCUAGGUGGGAUUUUCAAAGUUCACUUCACUUCUACCUAUCCUGAUCUGUCUUUAACCUCAGAACCGCAACAGCCUGAGUGCUAUGGUUUUGAUGUUGUAGGAUUCAGACAGGCUCAGACCAUGGCCUUUGCUAUUGAUGAGAUCAACAGAAACUCUAACCUGCUGCCCAGUGUGACUCUGGGAUACAGUCUGUAUGAUAACUGUGAACAACUAGGAAUUGGAUUUCGUGCAGCACUGACCUUAGUCAGUGGUCAAGAAGAGCAAGUUACAUUAGAGGAGAACUGUGUAGGAACUCCUCCAGUCCUAGGAGUUGUGGGAGAUACUACCUCUUCAAGUACUAUUGCCAUAUCCACAGUGUUAGGUUUGUACAGAGUGCCUCUGGUGAGUUAUUUUGCCACAUGUUCCUGCCUGAGUGACCGACAAAAGUUUCCAUCUUUCUUUAGGACGAUCCCGAGUGAUGAUUUUCAGGUGAAUGCUAUGAUUCAGAUUCUAAAACACUUUGGUUGGACGUGGGCAGGUCUGCUCAUCAGCAGUGAUGAUUAUGGAGUUCACGCUGCCCGAUCCUUUCACUCUGAUCUGAGUCCAGCUGGUGGAGGUUGUCUGGCUUACACAGAGAUUUUGCCCUGGGGUGACGACCCUGCUGAACUCAGGAGAAUAGUGGAUGUGAUGAGGAAAUCUACAGCUCGAGUGGUGAUUGUGUUUGCACAUCAGAUCCACAUGAUUCAACUAAUGGUUGAGGUGGUGAGGCAGAAUGUGACAGGCCUGCAGUGGAUUGCCAGUGAAGCCUGGUCAUCACUUGAUGUGCUCCAGACUCCUCACCUCAUGCCGUACCUGGGUGGAACACUGGGCAUCGCCAUCCGUCGAGGAGAAAUACCAGGACUCAGUGACUUCCUGUUACGAAUACGUCCUGAUCUACAUCACAACAACACAGAUGGAAACAGCAUGGUGAAUCAGUUUUGGGAACACACAUUUCAGUGUAGAUUUGCACCACCUCCAGCAGGUUGGGUGGAAGCUGGAGGAGAAUUAUGCACUGGACAGGAAGUUAUAGAGAAUGUGGAGAAUGAAUUGGUAGAUGUUUCAAACCUCAGACCAGAGUAUAAUGUGUAUAAGGCUGUGUACGCUCUGGCAUAUGCUCUUGAUGACAUGCUGCAGUGUGAGCCAGGGAGAGGACCUUUCAGCAACAGCACCUGUGCUCAUUUGCAAAGACUGGAGCCAUGGCAGAUUAUGCAUUACUUGGAAAAAGUCAACUUCACCACAACAUUUGGUGAUCAAGUGUCAUUUGAUGAAAAUGGUGAUGCCUUACCUGUAUAUGACAUCAUGAACUGGGUGUGGCUCCCUGAUGGAAGAACUCAAGUCCAGAGAGUGGGUGAUGUUAAGAGGUCAGCCUUCAAAGGUGAAGAACUCACACUGGAUGAAGACAAAAUCUUCUGGAACUUUGAAUCCAAACAGCCUCCUCAGUCAGUGUGCAGUGAGAGCUGUCCUCCAGGUACCCGCAUGGUCAGAAAGAAGGGGGAACCUGAGUGUUGUUUUGACUGUGUCCCUUGUUCUGAGGGAAAGAUCAGCAAUACAACUGACUCCAUGGAGUGCACCAGUUGUCCAGAAGAUUUCUGGUCCAGCCCCCAGCGUGACCAUUGUGUUCCUAUGAAAACAGAGUUCCUCUCCUACCAUGAGCCUCUGGGUGUCUUCUUGACAACCACCUCACUGUUGGGCACAUUUAUCUGUGUUCUUGUUCUGGGCAUCUUCAUCCAUCAUCGCAGCACACCUAUAGUUCGUGCCAACAAUUCAGAACUCAGUUUUCUUCUCCUGGUGUCACUCAAAUUGUGUUUCUUGUGUUCGUUGCUCUUCAUUGGACGACCCAGAUUAUGGACUUGCCAACUAAGACAUGCAGCAUUUGGCAUCAGCUUUGUGCUUUGUGUCUCAUGUAUCCUGGUAAAAACCAUGGUGGUUCUGGCUGUGUUCAGGGCCUCCAAACCAGGAGGUGAGUCCAGUCUGAAGUGGUUUGGUGCUUUGCAGCAGAGAGGGACAGUUCUGGUUCUGACUUCUGUUCAAGCAGCAAUCUGCACUGUCUGGCUUGUCUCUGCUUCACCAGUGCCGCAUAAAAACACCCAGUAUCACAGUGACAAGAUAGUUUAUGAGUGUGUAAUUGGGUCCACAGUUGGUUUUGCAGUUUUACUUGGUUAUAUUGGUUUACUGGCUAUCCUCAGUUGUUUGUUAGCUUUUCUAGCAAGGAAUCUUCCAGACAGUUUCAAUGAGGCCAAACUCAUCACUUUCAGCAUGCUGAUCUUCUGUGCAGUGUGGGUGGCCUUUGUCCCUGCUUACAUCAGUUCACCAGGGAAAUAUGCAGAUGCAGUGGAGAUAUUUGCCAUCCUGGCCUCCAGCUUUGGCCUCUUGGUGGCACUAUUUGGACCCAAAUGUUAUAUAAUCUUGUUGAGACCAGAGAGAAACACAAAGAAAGCUAUCAUGGGUCGUGGCAUUGGAACAUAAAAACAGCAGACAGAGACACAGUUCUCUCUAUAAUCAGAAAGUAAAUGUAGAAUUACAUUUUCAUACAUAUUUCAAUAUUGUGUCAUUGAUAAAGGGUUAAUAAUUAAUAAAUGUUUUUUAAUGUGGAAUAUCUAAUUAGUUUUAAAACAGCCCAUCACCUACCCAGGGAUUUGAACUGUUGACCCUGUGGUGACAGGCCGAAUUCCCUUCCACUUGACCUUGGGCUGCCUAUAUUAUUCUUCAAGUAUAUAUUUAUAUUAUUCUGCAAAUGUGUUAAGGUCUUUGUUAUUUUUGAUGAUACAAGUUAACGCGACACAUAUACACACACAUAAUGCAGGCUCCAGCUGCAAUAGCACAGUCCUUUAGCAUUUAGUAAAGUUAUGGUUCUAGGGUAGAAGCCAUUUUUCAGUUUGUUUAAGCAGGUUUUAAUUGUUCUGAAUCUUCUGCCCUAGUGCAGCAGUUCAAAAAGAGAGUGUCCAGGCUGAGAUAAGUCUUCGAGCAUGGACUGGGCUCAAUUUAAGCAGCAGGGACUGUAGAUCUCCUCCACUGCCCACAGUGAUCUUGUGGGCAGUGUCAACGACAAUCUGGGGCACUUUCUUUCUGCUGCUGGACAGCUUGCAAACCACAAACCAAUGCAGGAUAUUUAAAUGCUCACCACUGAGCAAAGAUAGAACGACACAAGCUAUUUCUUUGUGAGAUGUUUUUUUUCUUGAAUGUCCUUAAGAAAUAAAGUCUCAUUAAAGUAUUUAGGUAUUUGGGCAGUAUGAAGCAGAUUGGAUUGAAAGACACACUAACCACUGACUGUACUGUCCCCAAAUAAA